AGAUCCAGGAUCAGCUUCAUUAUGAGACAAACAGAGGAGGUCUAUAAAUGGCUCUGAUACAGUUUACUGAGAGAGGGGUGGAGCCUGUGGAACACUUCCUUGUUUCUGACUCUGAGUGAGACGGUCCUGAGCUCCAGCCGUGUGAGUCUCUGAGGAUUAAUAAACUCCACAAAGAUCUUCAGGCUGCUCGGCUCCAACAUCUCCUCCCUGUUUGAAGCGUGCCGACAUGUCAGCUGCCAGCUGCGUGCUGUCUGAGGACCAGUUUCUGUGCUGCAUCUGUCUGGAUGUUUUCAACGAGCCUGUCACCAUCCCAUGUGGACACAACUUCUGCAAAAUGUGCAUCACACAGCACUGGAACAUUAACCACGCUAAGUACCACUGUCCCAUGUGUAAAAAACAGUUCAAACUGAGGCCCGAGCUGACCGUCAACACGUUCAUCUCUGAGAUGGCUGCAGAGUUCAGACAGUCUGCUGCCAAGAAGAGCCGCAGAGACCCGGAAAUCAAAGUGGCCAAACCGGGAGAGAUCCCCUGUGACGUCUGCACCGGGCCCAAACUAAAGGCCAUGAAGUCCUGCUUGACUUGUCUUGCCUCCUACUGUGGUAUCCACAUAGAUCCUCAUAUGACGGCAGACUCCCUGAAGAGACAUCAGCUGACUGAUCCUGUGGAGAACCUGGACGCCAGGGUGUGUUCAAAACACAAGAAACCACUGGAUCUGUUCUGUAAGUCGGACCAGAUCUGCGUGUGCUCUAACUGCACCGUUUCAGAACACAUGGGUCACAACAUUACGUCUCUGAAAGAUGAGUUUGAAGCAAAGAAGACCCAGCUGGAGGAUGAGGAUGCUGAGGUCCAGCAGAUGAUUCAGCAGAGACGACUGAAGCUCCAGCAGAUGAAGUGUUUGAAGAGCGUCAGUAAGGAGGACGCAGAGAGCGCGAUCGCAGACGGUGUCAGGAUCUUCACUCUUGUGUCGCAGACCGCCGAGAGGAGCCUGAACGAGCUCAUCGAGGUGAUCGAAGAGAGACGGAAGACGGCCGAGCAAGAGACUGACGGCGUCAUCACAGAACUGGAACAGGAGAUCUAUGCGCUCACCAGGCAAACUGCUCAGGUGAAACAGCUCACACACACCCAGGACCACCUCCUCCUCCUGCAGAACUUCAGCUCCAUGAGGCCUACAGUAGACUGCACUAAGAACUGGACUAAGGUCAGGGUCUGUCUGCCGACAUAUGAGGGCACUGUGGGGAAAGCUGUGGCUGAGCUGGAGGAAGCUUUCAGCAGAGAGAAGCAGCAGCUGCCUCUUAAGUCCAGGGUGAAGAGAGCCCAGCAGUUUGCAGUGGACUUGAUCCUUGACCCUCAAACAGCCAAUCCCUGGUUGGUGGUCUCUGAUGAUAACAAAGAGGUCCGGUGUGGGGGGGUGAGGAAGGAGCUGCCAGACAACCCCGACAGGUUUUCUCUUUAUGCUAAUGUUGUGGCGCAGCAGAGUUUCUCCACGGGGAGAUUUUACUACGAGGUUCAGGUUUCAGGGAAGACGGACUGGACUCUGGGAGUGGUCAACAAGUCUGUGAACAGGAAGGGGAUAAUCCCACUGAGCCCCGUGCACGGGUACUGGUCUGUGGGGUUGAGGAGUGGAAAUGAGUUCCUGACUUUCUCCAGCCCCGUGUUCAGCCUCAAUCUGGACUCCCGACCUCAGAGGGUGGGGGUGUUUGUGAGCUACGAGGAGGGUCUGGUCUCGUUCUAUAACGUGGAGGCUGGGGCUCAUGUGUACUCGUUCACUGACUGCAGCUUCACAGAGGAGCUCUGUCCGUUCUUCAGUCCCGGUUUGGAUCAUGGUGGAGCAAACUCUGACCCCCUGAUAAUCUCACCUGUCCACAUCACGGAUUAGAAACACUCAAAGUGGACUGGACUCUGUGACGCUGCCUUGUUUUAAGGUCUCUCUGUAUUCCUGAUUUGUUCCAACGUUAAUCUCACUGUGUUCAAAUGUUAAGUUCCUCUCACCUCUCUGUGCCUGACAUCAUGUCUGCACAUUCAGAGAACACGUUUAUAAUGUGAAGUGCGUCUUUGAGACGGCAGGCCGGUGUGCACGCCAGGCGGGACAAGCUCCAGACCGCCUCAGCACGGUGCAGAGCUCUGUUCCAGACUACAGGCUGUGGUGACGUUUAAGAACAAAAGAAGUUCAUGUUGGGGUUCAUGACGAUUACAAACACUCGUGUUAGGAGGCAGAUUGUGUUCAGGUAUGAAAUGAAUACACUUGUGGUCAUAAGUAUGUCUUCCUGUAAACUGUAUAAACAUUGUACCUCUGUACUCGGGUAGAUAACCUUACUCCAUCAGUAAACAUUACCCACAUUAUCCAACGUUAUUAUAACCUCGAAGUGACUUCAACAAAAACAAUGCUUCUGCAUGUCAACAGAAAAUAAAAGAAUGGAGGAAUGAUUUCACAAAGUCA
Molecule: messenger RNA, 2437 nt
Organism: Notolabrus celidotus (New Zealand spotty)
Lineage: Eukaryota; Metazoa; Chordata; Actinopteri; Labriformes; Labridae
Product: E3 ubiquitin-protein ligase TRIM21-like
Exons: 3
Coding region: 227-1876 (549 amino acids)
Molecular function (GO): zinc ion binding; protein binding
Source: RefSeq, a predicted model, not a curated record